AUGACUUCCACGGGAAAUACCUCAAGAAACACUGAUCCAAACGCCACUCAGGCCGAAGCACCGCCCUCCUGGACCUACCCUACUAGAACCUGUCGUCUCUGUCUCGAAGACGUCCCUGCUACUGUCACUCUGUACCCUCCAGGCGUUCCUCCUGCAUUCCAACGACCGAUCGUUGAGUACAAGAAUGACGAUGAAUACGGCCGACUGAUAAAACCAUGUCAUUGCCGCGGAGGAAUGAGAUACAUUCAUGAACUCUGUUUACGACGGUCGAGGACUGAAGGCGUUCGCCCCGGCUCACUGUGGAAAUGUCAUGAAUGUGGUUAUCAGUUCAAUUUCAACAGACUCACCCUUCAGAAGUAUCUGGGGAGCAAGACAUGCUCAGGAAUUCUAACGAUCUUGGUCAUGUUGAUCGUUAUGUUCGUGCUCGGGUUUGUGGCCGACCCCAUUCUCAACCUUUAUACCGAUCCCUACGAGACUAUUGUCGGUCAUGAAGACUUUUGGCGGGAGGUUGAUGUGAACGAAUCUAAGGAUAAUUUGUCUGGAUGGGCCCGGCAUUUCGUCAAAGGUCUGGUCUCAAUGGGAGUACUCAGUUUCUUGAGAACCAUGAUUCUCAACCCUUUUCAGUGGUGGAAUCUCAGAAACACAGGACUCGUUACCAGUAGGGUUUCCGGAAGGUCAACGACUGGUCGUGAUCGAGCCGUGAAUAUCAGCUGGAUCGUGGUGGUCAUGGGAAUUCUGUCAGCGUCCUAUUUGUUCUAUCAGUGGGUUCAGUUGAUCAUUGGCCAAUCUCUCCAGCGUAUAGGCAACAAUAUUGUCGACACGCAACUACCGGGUGACGAUGAUGAUCUCCAACCACCGCCCGGAUUUAAAUUUGAAGAGAGCUAUCCGAAUGUUGCCGGCUCUCAAGCCUCUUUAGCUGACCAUGAUCGCUUGAACAAGGCUCAAGCAAAGGAUUCUCAACAGGGAGUAGACACCCUAGAUUCCGAACCACAGAAACAUGGAUUAUCUCACCGAUCAUCUCCCGAACAUGCCAGAAACGGAGAUCGAAAGGAGACCCCUGCCAGACAGCAUCCCAUGCCAGGCACUUGGGAGCCAACGGGAUACAGCUCGGCUCUUGAUGACGCUCAAAGUCAGGGAUGGUCAUUUGGACGAUUAUGA
Molecule: messenger RNA, 1158 nt
Organism: Rhinocladiella mackenziei CBS 650.93
Lineage: Eukaryota; Fungi; Ascomycota; Eurotiomycetes; Chaetothyriales; Herpotrichiellaceae
Exons: 1
Coding region: 1-1158 (385 amino acids)
Molecular function (GO): zinc ion binding
Source: RefSeq, a predicted model, not a curated record